Achroia grisella is the source of this 620-nucleotide messenger RNA. RefSeq lists its product as uncharacterized. The record is from RefSeq and is a predicted model, not a curated record. The transcript has 4 exons. NCBI's taxonomy places the organism in Eukaryota, Metazoa, Arthropoda, Insecta, Lepidoptera, Pyralidae. The coding region runs from base 213 to 620 and encodes 135 amino acids.
GACAGGUGAUACUACGCACGUUUCGCGCGUAAAUUUCAAAUUUCGAAUUCGGAAUCGCGGUUACACUUUUACUUUCUUCGUAUUGCGUCAUAUAUUUUGUAAUCAGUGUUGUGCCAGUGCUGUGAGUGGAAUGUCUUAUUGAGGUUGUGUUUUUUUGUGUUCUGUUCUAUGUAGGAUGGAUUGAUUCGUGAAAGUAAAUAAAACCCAAAAACAUGGCGCAGUCAGAUCCCGAUGGUGGCGGUUGUGUUAACAAAGCCUUCGAUGGUUUGGACGAUGGUUUUCAGACCAUAGACCUGCGCAACCGGCGUGAAGACAAUCCCAAUGGACACAAGAUAUUUCAGCGUGACGCGGAGCCGGAGGGAGAAUCCGCUGGUGGUGUCUACCAGGACGAGGACGACAGUCUGCGGUGUGGCUGGGGCAGUUUGCGACCCAAAUGGCUGCAAAGGUUCCGGACCGCCAAGUGGGCGCUCUUCUGGCUGUGCUGGGCUGGCGCCAUACAGGGUCUUAAAUGUACCCUUCUUGAUGGAACUCAAGUGUUUGGACAGCACGGGCGCAGAAUUAAGUUAAUAAAUUAUGUUCCCCACGAGAUGAGUAAAGAUGGGAAUAAAUAUACACAUUAA